Spea bombifrons (plains spadefoot toad) is the source of this 1943-nucleotide messenger RNA. RefSeq names its product cytochrome P450 2B11-like. Lineage: Eukaryota; Metazoa; Chordata; Amphibia; Anura; Pelobatidae. Gene Ontology annotation, molecular function: heme binding; oxidoreductase activity, acting on paired donors, with incorporation or reduction of molecular oxygen, reduced flavin or flavoprotein as one donor, and incorporation of one atom of oxygen; iron ion binding. Gene Ontology annotation, biological process: xenobiotic metabolic process. The record is from RefSeq and is a predicted model, not a curated record. Bases 234 to 1718 code for a protein of 494 amino acids. The transcript is spliced from 11 exons. Gene Ontology annotation, cellular component: cytoplasm; intracellular membrane-bounded organelle.
CGGCUCGUCACAUCUCUGUGUUUAUAUAACUUUUUCUUGUAAUAAGAGAAAAGUGUGUUUUACGGUAGAAAACUAGUAAACCUGCUUCACCGGUGACCCUGCCGGCGCGCUGCCUGUAUACUGAGCGUCCUUGGACGUCCUUGUGCCCGCCCGGGUCUCGUUCUCUACUUUACGCGCGCGCACCGCAGGAAUCCUGGAAGGGUCUUGACUUUGGGGGUCUCUUUUUCCAGACGAUGGAUUUUGGGGGAGCUGGGACGCUGCUCUUGGCUUUCGGUGUCACCUGCCUCUUCUGUCUAUUAACAUGGAUGAAGAACAGAAAGUGGACAGGGAUGCCCCCUGGACCCACUCCGCUUCCGCUCAUCGGGAACCUGCUACAGCUUAAUAUAUGGGAGCUGCCCGAGUCCUUCUCAAAGCUCUCCCAGACUUAUGGCUCCACGUUCACAGUUUAUUUGGGGAACAGACCUGCGAUUAUCCUCCACGGAUACGACGCUGUCAAGGAGGCUCUUAUAGACAAUGCAGACGCGUUUGCCGAUCGAACCAAAUUCCCUGCUUUAGAAUCUGUUUUUAAAGAUUAUGGAAUUUUGCUCAGUAACGGCGAGAGGUGGAAACAGCUUAGACGAUUUUCCAUGAAGACCAUGAGGAAUUUCGGCAUGGGGAAGCGAAGCGUGGAGGAGAGAAUUCAGGAGGAAGUGCGGUAUCUUGGGGAGGAGAUUAAAAAGAAGAAAGGUUUGCCUUUUGAUCCCACCUACCUCCUGACCUUGGCCGUUUCCAACAUAAUCUGCUCUAUUGUGUUUGGCGAGCGCUUCGAAUAUGAAGAUAAGAAGUUCUUGGGUCUUCUUCAGAUGGUUAAGGAGAUCUUCGCCGUUGUGACCUCGUUUCAGGGACAGCUUCUGAACGCUUUCCCCAACCUCCUCCGUUUUAUCCCCGGGUCUUACCAAAAACUUUACCGAGACCUCACGAAGCUGAAAGGGUUUGUGAUGGAGAAGGUGAAGGAGCAUCAGGAGACGUUGGAUGAGAACUGCCCCAGGGACUUCAUCGACUGUUACUUGAUCAAGAUGGAGCAGGAGAAGGGGAACCCCGAUACUGAAUUCCAUCAUGAAAACCUCUGUGUCUCGGUUAUAAACCUGUUCUUUGGCGGGACGGAAACCACAAGCACGACUCUGAAAUACGGUCUGCGGAUUCUCCUGAAAUACCCAGACAUAGCCGAGAAAAUCCAGCAAGAGAUCGACUCGGUGGUCGGCCAGAACCGUUGCCCUUCUGUUGAGGAUCGGAGAGAGAUGCCGUACACGGAAGCUGUGAUCCAUGAGAUCCAGAGAUUCGCUGAUAUUGUGCCCCUAAAUCUGCCCCACGCUGUCAGCGAAACAAUUACUUUCCGAGGGUACACCAUCCCGCAGGGCACCACUGUCUUUCCUGUCCUGACCUCCGUCCUGAAAGAUCCGAAAUACUUUAAGAACCCCAUGGAAUUCGACGUGGAUCACUUCCUAGAUAAUGAUGGUUCACUUAAGAAGAAUGAAGCCUUCAUCCCGUUUUCUGCCGGAAAGAGGAUCUGUCCUGGAGAAGGAAUGGCAAGAAUGGAAAUCUUCCUUUUCCUAACUACCAUCUUGCAGAAGUUCAACCUAAAAUCUGACAUGGACCCUUCAACCAUUGACAUCACCCCUCAGCCUCUCACCAACGGUACCAUCUCUCGCCCAUAUGAGUUGGUCUUGACCUCUCGGUAACACUUGACUGGUCCCAAAGUAAACCUCACCGCACGAGCCAUCGGGUUCAUUGAAGGAGAGCGGCUAGACACGGCAUUAGUCACUUCCAUCUCCAACAAGAAGGCUUAUUUUUGUUUCGGAUUGUGAAAGGCGUGGGGCGUCCGCGUCGUUUGUCUCUGCCUGUUGUCAACAAAUGUAUUUACUUUCAUCAUGACGACAAAAUAAAAGAAAUAUUUUAUCAAGAAA